CCCAACAAAGUUCCUUUUUUCCCUCUCACACACAAAUUAUUAGAACCAAAAAUAUGAUGAAGCAAAAUGUAUAUUUUCUGCUACUUCUUCUUGUUUCCAUGAUCAUAUUUUCACAAGCAUCUAGUCGUGUUUUAGCAAACAAACUGCAAGUGGAAGAGGAAGCAAAGCUGCCUAAAAGAGCCAAUGAUGGAGACUCAAUUGACAAGAUGGGAACUAUUAAUUUAAAUAGGUUGAUGGGACUAGAGGAAUAUUCAUGUGAGGAUAAAAAUGAUCAAGAAUGUAUUAAGAGAAGAGUUCUUGAAGAAGCUCACUUGGACUACAUCUACACUCAACACCAUAAUCACCCUUAAUUAUUAGAGAUUAUUACUUUUAUAUAUAUAUAUAGUUCAAGGAUUAAUUAAUAUCAAGGCAGCCUUCGAGCGACGCGGAUUCGAGCUGUGGAAGCAACCAUUAAUAGUUAUAUUGUAUUGUAUUAUGAUAUAGAUUUGUCUACAUUACAUAAGGCCCUUCCCUGAAUCAUGUAUAAAUAUCAAUUGCUUUGUGUACUAGACAACCCUUUUUAAGAAUUAAUUAAUAUGUAGUCUUUUUAAUUAAUAUCACACAAUAAUG
Solanum stenotomum is the source of this 609-nucleotide messenger RNA. RefSeq names its product putative phytosulfokines 6. Gene Ontology annotation, molecular function: growth factor activity. Gene Ontology annotation, cellular component: extracellular region. Gene Ontology annotation, biological process: cell population proliferation. The coding region runs from base 54 to 350 and encodes 98 amino acids. Lineage: Eukaryota; Viridiplantae; Streptophyta; Magnoliopsida; Solanales; Solanaceae. The transcript is spliced from 3 exons. The record is from RefSeq and is a predicted model, not a curated record.